UUUACAAACUUUGCAGAGAGAGAGAAUGAAUCUGACCAGCGUUCUUUUUCUUUCUUUGUUGUUUGCUUCAGCUUCAGCGACUCCUAGAGUCUCUGUGUCUGAGUACUAUGCAAGGUUUAAGAACCGGGCUGCAAUCCACCGGGCUGCAAUCCACCAGCAAUCCAAACUUGGAAUAGAUAAGAGUGGGGGUGGUAAGGUUUUCUAUCCAGUGGAAUAUGGGGCCGACCCGACGGGCCAGAAUGAUAGUAGCGAUGCGAUCAUGAGCGCGUUGGCAGAUGCUUUCAAGGUUAAGAGCGACAAUGUACUGUUACCGGGGAUAAGAGAUUUGGGAGGAGUGGAGAUCGACUUGCAAGGAGGAAGUUUUAAGAUUUCAAAGCCCAUCCUCUUCCCUGCCUCUGGCGGUGGCAAUGUUCUGAUUCAUGGUGGCUCACUCAGAGCAUCAGACGAUUUCCCUACUGAUCGUCGCCUGAUCGAGUUGUGGUCUCCAUCCUCUGUUAAAAAACCCUCAAACCCUUUUGCCCAAAUCAUGGCACAGCAGGCACAGGGCACGUUUUACGAGGAUGUGACAAUGCGUGACAUCAUGUUCGAUGCCAACUUCCGUGGUGGAGGGAUCUUGGUUAUCGACUCGGUCCGGACGCGAAUAGACAACGUCUUCAUUGCCCACUUUAUGACAGAUGGCAUCCUUGUAGAGGGCGGCCAUGAGACCUUCAUCACUGACUCCUUUGUGGGGCAGCACAUUACUGCGGGUGGUGACCCUGGGGAGCGCAAUUUCUCUGGUACCGCAAUCAACCUCGCUAGCAAUGACAACAUUGUUACAGAUGUUGCAGUCUUCUCUGCGGCCAUAGGUGUCCUUCUUCGGGGCCCUGCAAAUAUCCUCACAGGGGUACAUUGUUAUAACAAAGCAACCGGAUUUGGAGGAGUUGGCAUAUAUGUCAAGCUUGCAGGACUGGCUCAGACACGUAUCUCGAACUCGUACAUGGAUUGGACCGGUAUUAUAGCUGAGGACCCGGUGCAAUUUCAUGUAACUAAUGGUUUCUUCUUAGGGGAUGGAAAUAUCGUCCUAAAAUCGGUGAGUGGAAAGAUGCAUGGAGUGAACAUUGUGGACAACAUGUUUGCUGGGAAUGGCCAGGGGGUGCCAAUCGUGAAACUUGAUGAGACGGUAACAAAAUUUACAGAGGUGGACCAGGUGGUGGUCGACCGCAACAAUGUGAUUAAGAUGUCCCUCAUAUCGACUGUGGGUCAGAUGGUGGUGUCUGGUGUUGGGAAGAAGUGGGUCGCUGAUUUCUCACCUUUGUUGCUAUUUCCUGGAAGGAUCAAUCACGUCCAGUACUCGUUCUACACAAAGGCCAGAGCAUCAGGAUUGAAGAGGUUUACUGCAAAUGCAAUCACAAGCGUGUCGGGAAAUACGGUGGUUGUCGAGUCAAAGCAAGCAGUCGAUGCAGUGGUGUCUGUGAGUGUUGAUCAGAAUGCUAACCCAGGGGAGACGAGCUUGUAUGUCUAAAUGAAGACACAAAGUUCAUUGAUCCAUGCACAUGUAUGAAAGAUGAUAUAUGCCUUCCACCUCGAUAUAUAUUCAUUAAGUUGUCUUUC
Messenger RNA from Amborella trichopoda, 1590 nucleotides. Its product is annotated as polygalacturonase QRT3. Gene Ontology annotation, molecular function: polygalacturonase activity. The record is from RefSeq and is a predicted model, not a curated record. Lineage: Eukaryota; Viridiplantae; Streptophyta; Magnoliopsida; Amborellales; Amborellaceae.